Messenger RNA from Penicillium soppii, 240 nucleotides. RefSeq lists its product as uncharacterized. The transcript has 2 exons. The record is from RefSeq and is a predicted model, not a curated record. Lineage: Eukaryota; Fungi; Ascomycota; Eurotiomycetes; Eurotiales; Aspergillaceae. The annotation marks the transcript as partial.
ACAGAUAACCUUACUUAUUUAGUAUUAUCAAAUCCUCUUAUAACACCCUCUAGUAGUCAUACUAUAGCCGAUAUCUUUGAUCCUGACUUUAUCCGACCGAGUUUACUAAUCCUAGUCCCUCCCUCUCUUAUACGUGUCGGACCGAAUCGGCGAAAGGAUUUUGUUCUCUACGAGAAUAUGAAGGAAGAGCAAGAUCAAUUAGGAUUUAACUUAUCAUACUCUAAUUUGGGAGAAGUUUGA